Messenger RNA from Cyprinus carpio (common carp), 1221 nucleotides. RefSeq names its product biogenesis of lysosomal organelles complex 1 subunit 2 (gene bloc1s2). Gene Ontology annotation, biological process: endosomal transport; lysosome localization. The record is from RefSeq and is a predicted model, not a curated record. Gene Ontology annotation, cellular component: BORC complex; gamma-tubulin complex; BLOC-1 complex. Gene Ontology annotation, molecular function: gamma-tubulin binding. Lineage: Eukaryota; Metazoa; Chordata; Actinopteri; Cypriniformes; Cyprinidae.
UUUCACUGCAUAAGAAAAAAAGACAGAAACGAGGAGUCACGUGAAACUGGUUCUGGUCAUGUGAUCAUGUGAGCUGAAAAUGGCAGCUACAGGAGAUGAGUCCGCAGUGAUGGACAGCAUCUGCAAAGCGCCCGCUCCCCCGACCGACCUCCAGCUCACAGCCGAGCCCGAGCCCGAGCACGAGCACGAGCAGGAGCACAGGAGAGACGAUGCGACAGAGAACCCAAAAGCCAAAAGACCCAGUACUAACAAUGACGGAGGAGUGGAGACGGCGGAGGAGGCCACUGAACCCGCUGAACCUGAUAUCAAUGAGCUCUGCAGAGACAUGUUUGACAAAAUGUCAGUUUUCUUACAGGGAGAGCUCACCGCAACCUGUGAGGACUACAAGCUCCUGGAGAACAUGAACAAACUCACCAGUCUGAAGUACAUGGAGAUGAAGGACAUAUCCAUCAACAUCAGCCGCAAUCUACAAGAUCUCAACCAGAAAUAUGCCAGUUUGCAGCCUUAUCUGGAUCAGAUUAACCAGAUCGAAGAGCAGGUUACGGCUCUGGAACAGGCUGCUUAUAAACUAGACACAUAUUCAAAGAAACUGGAGGCCAAGUUUAAGAAACUGGAGAAGCGGUGAAAGUGACCAGGAACUCCUUCAAAGUAGUCCUCCUCCAAAUGUAUCUGGGAAUCUCAGAGAUUGUGUUUGUUUUAUGCACUAAACAAUCUUCAGACCGAUAUCACACACGCUAUGGCAGCGUAUUAGUCUCGCUAGGUUAUGGAUUGUGCAGCAAGUAACCUUAGGUACAUAAUAUUGAAUGCACAUUUAUUGAUCAGAUGCUACACAGGCUAGACUGCACAGGGCAGGAGUGUCAGCUUCCAGACCAACUUCUGAUUUCAAAAUGCAUGAAUAUAGAUAAAUCUGUACAGUGUAUUUACAAUAGCUUGUUACAGUAUAUGUUGUUAAAGAUGAUUCACCCAUUAUUUUGUAUGUUUGCAGUAAGAAAAGCGAAUGUUUUGCUAAGCAUUUGUAUUACUUUUGAAUUAUUUUCAAAAUCUUAACUAACCUAACUAAAAGGAAAAAAAAAAGUGUGAAGUGAAUGUUAUUACAUAUUUUAAUAAUGUGCAGCUAACAAACAUCUCACAAUUUCUACCUUAAUUUACAUUUUAUACUGCUGCUUUUAUGCAAUUAUGAUUCAUUGCAUUACAUGUUAUUGAUGGUAUAGUCAUGCAAAA